AAGCGUGCUCACAUUUUGUAAUAUUGUUAAACACAAUAGUUGCUUUCUCCAUUGUUCUUAGAUAAUUCCCAAAAAUGGAGAUUCUGCGGAGGGCGUGCCGUGUCCCCUUGUUUAUCGCAUUAUCCUGGUGUUUGUUAAUGCUAUAUGGAUCACACUUUGUCAACGGGGAGUCGGAGAGAUUAAAACGAGGAAUCAAAGACGCAGUGUCAAAGGACUCUUCAGGGUAUUCACCAGGCAGGGAUGGAAAAGUGCAAGCGCUGACAACACGUUUGGAAACUGUUGAGUCAAAACUUGAGACUAUGGAGGCUGCAGAGACAGAAAUACUAAGGACUUUACAAGAUGGAUUUAAAAAUAUAUCACAACGUGAGGAGAAAAUGGAAGACAAAAUAAAAAAUAUAUCUCAAAAGAUCCAAGAUGUCGAAGUCUCACUGGAUACCGAUGAAAAUUAUUGGAACUACUCAACUGUAUGUGGAGGCAUCAUGAUAAGUCAAGCAGGCAAAAUCGCAUACACAGAACCAUUCCGAAUAGGGGCAACAUAUACAAAGGCCAGUUGUGUUUGGACGAUCAGAACAAAUUAUCGAUCAAAAAUUCAUAUCCAAGUUACCAGUUUUAGCCCAGUAAUUGUUUCAGAGUUGCUGCUGAGUGACGACGGUUCUCACACGGUCAAUCAUACCACAGUCGGAUCAUCAAGAAAUUAUAUUUUCAACGGCCCAGUAAUAUUUGUCACAUCGCCAACAAGAAGUUUAUCAAUGACGUACAGUGGACAUGGAAAGCUUAUUCAUGAAAAUGUGGAUUUUCAACAUCAUUAUGUCAACAAUGCCAAUGGAAGUUUCAACCUCAACGAGAGAUCUGCGUCUCAAGCAGAUGGGAAAUUAACGCGUGUUUUGUCCACCUUUGUUGCAAAAAUUGACCCGAGUAAUUUGGUGGAGCUAAGCAUCGUUGUUCCAAAAACGUGUCAGAACUCUUCAUUUUAUGUCCAAACUGGGGACGAUGAUUUUGAGACAAGUAUAAACAACAGCAGCAGUUGCUGUUUGGAGAACCCGUGCAAUAUCCGACGUUACACGCUGGAUGGUUGGUUUUCUACAAGUCAUUCAACUUUGCUUCCGAAUCAUGACACGAUGACAUUACACUGGAAAUCUCGUACUAAUCAAAGCGAUUCAAUUGACAAAUGUGGAGGAAUUAUAAUGGGCAAAGGUGGACGAAUUUCCUACAAAAAAUUUUCUACCUAUAGGAACAAUGAGCGAUGUGUUUGGGUAAUUUACCCUUUUCCUAAGAAGGCCAUCAAAUUUUUACAAUUUUCCAGUAGCUUCGAGACAACGUAUGACCACCUCACAGUUUUGGAAGUUGACAAGGACAAUGUUGAAAGCACAUCAUUAUCUGCUCCGCUCACUUUGUCGACUAUGAAAAAUUACACGGGAAGAGUGUUGUUGGUGACAUUUUACACAGAUACAUCAAUUGCUCGACAAGGAUUUGAGCUGAAUUGGGAAGCUGUAGGACCUUCGUAUUUUACAAGAAGUCUAGACAGUGAAAAAAUCCUGCAUAAUAGUUUCAAAGAUUCCGACACCAAUCACGUGUCCUUGUUACAUAAAGGGUUUGCCAUAUAUGUAAUGACCAACAGGGAAUUAGAUGGCGGAUCACUGGCCAUAAGUGCGAGGAGAAAGCAAGGACAAAAUUGUGUAAAUGGCAACAUUAAAAUCAUCGGCACUAGUUCAGGGCACAUUGAUAACAUUAACCUUUUGACCACCAACCCAUGCACUAACCCAGCAGUUUGGAACGUUUCUAGUCCUGAUGGAAUAGGUUUCAUUCUGUUGGAGAAUAAAGAUGCUCAAGGAGGAUUGGAACUCGAUGUUUCAUGGAAUUUUGUUGCUCCUGAGACAACCGAUGUCAAUGCCCAAGUAGAUAAGUGUGGAGGAGUAAUUCAUGGAGCAUCGGGGCGUUUGAGUUACAAAUUGGACUCUUUGUAUGAGAACGGAGAGAGAUGCAUCUGGUUGAUUCAUUCACAAGCCAGCUCGGAAAUUCAAUUGAAAUUAGUUAAAGAAGGAUUUGAGCUGUGUUGCGACUACGUGCUUGUCAACACCGUUGAUACAAGCACAGGACAAAUGAACAACUUGACAAUAACUCUAACACGAGAAAAUAAUACCCGAGUUUUCCCAGGAAAUCUGGUGAUUGUCAGCUUUAGGUCUGAUGCGUCUGUAACGGGGAAGGGAUUUGUUUUAGAGUACACCGGUCGUGGCCAAGUUCAACAUCCUCACAAGUACACGCUCAUCCAUCUCGAUGAGGUUCUUGGUUCGUAUUAUUACCAACGACAACCCGGUGGGAGUGCUGAUGGGUGGUUUAGAAAUUCGGAAAACAAUAACGACGAGGAAGUUGAUGAAAACGAGUUGACGAUAAUUGCUUACAGUACGCAAACUGACGCAGGAGACAAUACACUUUUAGUCUUCAAUGUCACAAUAGAAGACACGGUGUUUGGAGUGGAUGAAAAUUGUAAAUUCGACUCGUUGAACUUUUAUACGACUCCAUCACGAGAAGGAUUUACGCUCGGAGAAAGUUAUCCUAAACUGGAAUGUGAGACUACUCUGCAUGGCUGUGGAAAUUGCUCGCAUAGCAAAUUGGUUGGAAAUGACACCACGCCGCAUACUUUUUCUUCUUCGUUCAGAACUUUUGUAGGUAUUUACAAGCCUGUCCGGUCCUCCGUAAUCACAAAUCAGACAUUUCACAUACGUUGGGAUACUUCAUCCGGAUGUGGAGGGAUUGAACACCAAGAAGAAGGAGCUGGACGAAUUACAUAUAAAUUAAAUGCAAAAUAUAAAAACCUCGAGCAAUGCAUUUGGACAGUUUACAUUGCGAACGCAGCCAAAAUUCGCUUCCUUCUUGUGAGCAAUGGAUUUGAAGCCUGUUGUGACAAUAUAAUUUUGAGCUCGCUUGAUCCAAUUAAGGGAUCAAUUGGCACCUCAGCAAUCUUAAAGUCUGGGAGUAUAUCGGCAAUAAUGAACGGUCCCGUCGUAUUUGUAGUAUUUCGAACUGAUGCCUCAGUUACAGGCGAAGGAUUUUCUUUAUCAUACACCAGCUUAAAUAACACCUCAGUCGCCACAACUAUUGCUCCAACUUCUUUAAGUCUGCUCUCUAACGACUCUUCUUCAGAAGUUGAGGAGACAUCACCAACUCAACUACCCACAAUCAACUAUUAUCAUUACCAUUUCCACCGGCGCAAUUCGUCCUUUACUUAUCCUUUCGGACGUAGAACAUCCUUGGGAGUGAAUGAUAUACUCACCAUUACAUUCAGCCCUGAGCCCUACAAAAAUGAGUCCUUUCUGCGAUUUGGAACCGCAGUGAGCAUAAAAGAACUCAAUCUUUAUGUCAACAAUGAGACGUGCAUUUCCGAUUCGCUGAGAUUUUACGAGACGCUGACUGUGGCUGGAUUUAACGCUUCGAGGUCAUACAGCAUCCCAACGUCUCCCAAUAGCAACAACAGUGCAAUUUCUUCCUGUGACGAGGUCGGUGACGAACAAUGGGUUUGCGACAACUGUUUCCCUAAUACGACAACAACUGGACAACGCACCGUGUCCACCACGUACCCAGCUUUCCUGGCCAUUUACAAGUCAGUCACUCUGCCCAGAGAAAGGGAGAAGCGUUUUAAAAUUGAAUGGGCGGAUUUGCAACGCGCAGACACAUUGCUAGCUCCCACUACCCAAAGGAGUGUGGGAUACUAUGGCAGAUAAGGAAGAUGCGUGUUUUAUCCAUGGGCAGCAACAGGAAAUUAGCAUUAGAAUUUAGGAUGAUAUGGGUUUCCUGUUAUGCUUUUCAACCAUUUCCAUGCGCCUCUCUUUGAAAGUUACGCCAUGAAUUUGUAUAAUAAAAAUCAUGUAAAAUACA
This is a messenger RNA of Folsomia candida, 3873 nucleotides long. RefSeq lists its product as uncharacterized. Lineage: Eukaryota; Metazoa; Arthropoda; Collembola; Entomobryomorpha; Isotomidae. Bases 75 to 3719 code for a protein of 1214 amino acids. The transcript is spliced from 16 exons. The record is from RefSeq and is a predicted model, not a curated record.